Aspergillus tanneri is the source of this 1017-nucleotide messenger RNA. RefSeq lists its product as uncharacterized. The transcript has 2 exons. Gene Ontology annotation, molecular function: 3-beta-hydroxysteroid 3-dehydrogenase (NADP+) activity. Lineage: Eukaryota; Fungi; Ascomycota; Eurotiomycetes; Eurotiales; Aspergillaceae. The record is from RefSeq and is a predicted model, not a curated record. Gene Ontology annotation, cellular component: mitochondrial outer membrane; endoplasmic reticulum membrane; lipid droplet. The coding region runs from base 1 to 1017 and encodes 338 amino acids.
AUGUCCGGAACGAUCAUAAUAACAGGCGCAACUGGCUCCCUAGCCGUGGAAACCGUGCGAUAUCUUAUAUCCUCUCAUCCGUCCUUAACCGUCAUCGGCACUGUUCGACAUGUCCCGGAAAGCUCCAAAAGCCCUUACCUGCUCCAAUUACAAGCCAUCCCGCGAGAAUUUCCCAAAGCUAAAUUAUUCAUAAAGAGCAUGGACCUCAAUUCACUCACUGAGGUCCGGUCAUUUGCCGACGACAUCGCGAACCAAGUGGCAACAGGAGACCUUCCCCCGAUUGCAGCUAUUAUCUGCAAUGCAUUUACCUGGUCAUUAUCUGGUGCCUUACAGUUCUCUCGGGAUGGCUAUGAAUCGACAUUCCAGGUGAAUCAUCUCUCGCACUUUCUUCUUGUGUUGAAACUUCUAUCGCGCAUGGAUCGCCAAUCGGGUCGAGUGGUCAUGCUCAGCUCGGAGGUGCAUGAUCCUGAACAUCGCAACCCACUCUCGAAAUUAGGUGCUAUGUUUCCGCAGGAAGAUGACAUGGAGCAAUUGGUAAAGCCCGUUGCAGAUUCCCCCGGGACAGAGCAUGACAUGGGCUGGAGAAGAUAUGCCACAAGUAAACUAGCAAAUGUGAUGUUCAUGCACAGUUUGAAUUAUCAAUUAGAACACAAUCCAUCCCUCGGAAAAAUCACCGUGACUGCUAUGGAUCCCGGUGCGAUCUUGGAUUCUCGCGCACAUAAUGAGCAGCGUACGAUUAAUAGAUUCAUGUUCGGGAUAAUGAAUCGAUUGUUUCCUCUGUUGAAAUUCUUCAGCUCUCGCUUUCGAUCGACUGCAGACUCAGCUCGGGAUCUCGUAGCACUAGCUAUGGACUCGAAAUAUCACGGCGUGCGAGGGUACUUUGACGGUCAAAAGGCUAUCUGUUCCGCUAGUGCAAGUCGGGACAAGGUGAGAAUGAAGGCCCUUUGGAUGGCGUGCUGGGAAUGGGCGAAUGUAGAGGAGGAAGAGACAUGUGUGGGACAAUGGCUGUCAGAAUAG